This is a messenger RNA of Telopea speciosissima, 1267 nucleotides long. RefSeq names its product transcription factor RAX2-like. The record is from RefSeq and is a predicted model, not a curated record. Bases 138 to 1232 code for a protein of 364 amino acids. NCBI's taxonomy places the organism in Eukaryota, Viridiplantae, Streptophyta, Magnoliopsida, Proteales, Proteaceae. The transcript is spliced from 3 exons.
GGCUUCACCACCACAACACCCAAGCCCGUUUGGAGACGAGAGAGAAAAACAGAUUGAUUGUUUCCUCCAAAAGGGUUCUUGUCUUUCCAAGAAGAAACAACAAAAAAAAUAUCAAAUAGAGUUUCAUCAGAGGGGAAAUGGGGAGAGCUCCUUGCUGUGAUAAGGCAAAUGUGAAGAAGGGACCAUGGUCACCUGAAGAAGAUACCAAGCUCAAGGAGUUCAUUGACAAGUAUGGGACUGGUGGUAAUUGGAUUGCUCUUCCACACAAAGCUGGUCUGAAAAGAUGUGGGAAGAGUUGCAGAUUGAGAUGGCUUAACUAUCUAAGGCCCAACAUAAAGCAUGGAGAAUUCUCUUCUGAUGAAGAUAGGAUAAUCUGUAGCCUCUUUGCUAGCAUUGGAAGCAGGUGGUCAAUAAUAGCUUCUCAGUUGCCAGGCAGGACAGACAAUGAUAUAAAGAACUAUUGGAACACCAAACUCAAGAAGAAACUCAUGGGUUUUGUCCCUCCUACAACUACUUCCUCUCAUCAUCAGAGAAAACCUCUUCAGCAACAAUCCUUCCCAUUUCAUCAUAAUCUUAAAACUACUCUGUCAUCAUCACCAUCACUAUCAUCUUCAUCAUCAUAUAAAGGUAAUAGUACUACUUACUACUACAGUAGUAAUCCAACUGAAUCUUUCACAAGCCUUGCAGAACCCAUUUCAAUCCCAAUAACAAAUCUUCUGAGCAACACCAACAUUUCUCUUACCACAGCUCAUCCCACUACUGCUUCCUUUUUCCAAGCCCAGGAGAGCUUAGUAAGUCCCAUGUACCACUUCCAAGUUAAAGAUAAUCUCCUCAUGUUUGGAGGCACUGAACCAAGUUGCAGCUCUUCUGAUGGGAGUUGCAGCAACCAGAUCAGCUAUGGGAAAGAGAUUGAAUUUGAAUAUGGCGGUGGUGGUGGAGGAGGAGGAGGUGGUUGUGUUAAUGGUGUACAGCAGCAACAGCAGCAGCAGCAGCAGUACUUGGGUCUGGGGAGUUAUCUAUAUAAUGAGGUUGAAGAGAACAAGAAAUUCUUGUUGAAUGAUGGCAACAAUGGAGAUCAUGGGAUUGAUGGAUGGACUGAGAAGCCAAAUGGGUUGUGGGGAGAAGUUCCAUCAGAGUAUGGAUUAGAGGAGAUCAAGCAAUUCAUUAGCACUAAUACCAGCUUCUAUGUUGAUGAAAACAAGGCACAAGGGAGGGCCACCAUCUACUAUUGAAAGUUGAAACUGACACUGACUUGAAAUGUAAAAUC